AUGGACGUUCUGUGGGAUAGUGUCCAAGACCUUGAUGACAGUAAACACUGGGAGGACAGGAAUGUGAGGGGAAAGGACGUUAAAAUGCCAUCUUUUUGGACAUUUAUAUGGAAGAGACAAUCGGAAGAAGUGGUACUACAGGCCAUGGCAGACAAAUACGGCAAUCUAUAUGGCAUUAGACAGUUUGGGAAGACUGUUAUUAUCUGUAGUAAACCCGAUAUCAUUAGUUUAGUGUUCAGCAAAGAAUUCACUAGUUUUACGAAUAGGAGGAAUAUGAAUUUAGACAGCGACCCGUUGUUUAGUAAUAUGCUUCAGGUGGUGAUGGAUGACCAGUGGAAACGGUUGCGAGCGAUAGUAUCGCCCACUUUCUCGACCGGAAAGUUACGCAAAAUGCGGCCAUUGAUUGACGACUGUUUGCAAACAAUGAUCAAUAAUUUGAAUAAACUAUCAAAUGAUGAGUCAAAUCGUGGGCAUGUGGUCGAUAUGAAGCGAGUGUUCGGCGCCUACACUAUGGAAGUCAUAAUACAAGUGGCUUUUGGCACUAAAGUGGACGCACUUAUCGACGAAAUAAAGUUCAAGACUACAGAUAUUUACUGUAAACAAAACGUUUAA
Messenger RNA from Oppiella nova, 612 nucleotides. NCBI's taxonomy places the organism in Eukaryota, Metazoa, Arthropoda, Arachnida, Sarcoptiformes, Oppiidae. The record is from the annotation of a GenBank genome assembly.